Messenger RNA from Paramecium octaurelia, 1889 nucleotides. The record is from the annotation of a GenBank genome assembly. Lineage: Eukaryota; Ciliophora; Oligohymenophorea; Peniculida; Parameciidae.
AUGUCAAAGAUAUUAAAAAAGUUAUCCGACGUCUUAUCUAAAAUAAAAAAUGAGACAGUUCAUUAGUUAGAUCUUUUUGGUCAAUUACCAAGCUUUACAGUGUUGAAUAAGAGCAGAUAUACUUCAAAUUUUGGGUUUGUUUUGUCUUUAAUUAUUGGCUGUUUAGCCUUAUAUUAUUUGAACUCAGAGAUAAGUUCGAUGACUCUUAAGCUGAUGCCAUCUAUUUAUCAGUCGGAAAUCUAAGUGGUCGAGACAGAUGUAAUUUAUACCCUCCUAUUUAGCCAUACUUGCUCACAAAUUCCAAUUUUACUCUAGCUGUCUCAAUUGCAAGUUAAUUUUCUGAACCAACAAAAGGUUUAAACAAGUACUAUCAACUAAACAUCAGCCAAUGCACUAGAGAAAGGAAAAUAGAUGGAAAAACAGACAACACAACCGUAUUGCUGGAGUAAGAGUUAUUACUAAAUAUUUUAGGUGUAAAGAAAUUCCAAUAGAAACUUGUAAUAUGUCUCAUUUUUCCACAGAGUUGCAAUAGAAGUAUUUCUCAACGAUCAGAUUUGGAACAGUUUAGUGUAUAAAUAGGGAAUAUUUGAAAAAUAAUCCACUUGUAAAUAUAUAUCAGAAUAAUCUAGAUCUUGUAAGGACAGUUCAAUGCUUUGACAUACAAAUAUUUACUUAUUAAGUUUACACCUUGCAGAAAUACGACAGAGUAUUAAGGAUGUGCUCCCUAGGAAGAGAUAAAUAAAAUUCUGGAGGCAGGAUAAUACAAUGUUUAUAAAAGUGAUUACCUAACUUAGUUUGAAUAAUCUGGAAAUCCAUAUUAAUAAAUAAUCACUAAUGAAUUUACUAGUUUUUCUCUCACCACUUCAAAAACUAUUGUUCAUACCUACAGAAUCAUGUAAACAUAAACUGAUUAGGGACUCAUUUUAGAAGAAAAUCAAUUGGAUACAAAUUUACAACAAACAGAAUGGAGAGAAAUAUCUGACUUUUAUAAUAACCAAUAUUUGGUUUGCCAUUACAUAAAGUUAGAUUUUAAGUAAGCAAACAUUAAAAGAACAUAUAUAAAACUAUAGACUAUUCUUGCCAAAAUUGGAGGAAUCUUAUAAAUAUUAACCAUGAUUGUAGGGAUCUUUUUAAAACCGAUAAUCGAGAAUUUCAUGAAGUUUGAGAUUGCUUCAUAACUUUUCAGUUAUGACGACAAUUAACAAGACUAAUUUAUAUGUUCCCGUCAGAUAAUCUCUGAAAGGGAGGUUUAAUCUCCCUCAUCACUACAAAAGUUUUCAACAUUUCUUUAGUCAAAUGACAACAUCUAGUCUAAAGUAAAGGAAUCCUAGGCUUCAUGUUUAGAAAUUUUCCUCAUCAUUUUUGGGUUGAAUAAAGCAAAACACAAGUAAUUUUGUAAAGCUAAGAGAAAAAUAAUUAAAAAUUUAGAUAUUGUCACAAUUCUUAAGAAACUUUAAGAUUUAGAAGUAGUUAAGAAGAUACUAUUUACUUAAGAGUAAUUGGAACAAUUAAAAAAACGACCUCGACCAAAGCUUUGGAUAAAAAAAUAAGAUAGCAUAAUUGAAAAAGCUAUACCAAAACCAGAAAUAGCAUUUCAUCAAUCAAAUUUAUACUCUUCACAGUAUUCAGAUGCCACUGCACAGACCUUAUUUAAGAGUUACAUCACAAGUCAAUUCCAACAGUAUUUUAAUCAUGUCUAAUAAGCAUAAUAAGAACCACGAGAAUUUGAAUAAUAAUAAUAAAAAUUAUAAACUAACACAGAUUUUCCACAGGAUAAAGAUGAGAAUAUUAAAUAAAAUUAAGUAAAUACUAAUAGUGAGAAAGACCAAUCUCCUGAAUUAUAGGUUGUCGAAAAGAAGGUAAACUUAAAUAUUAAAAUUUAACAAUGA